Emiliania huxleyi CCMP1516 is the source of this 207-nucleotide messenger RNA. RefSeq lists its product as hypothetical. The record is from RefSeq and is a predicted model, not a curated record. The transcript is spliced from 2 exons. NCBI's taxonomy places the organism in Eukaryota, Haptophyta, Isochrysidales, Noelaerhabdaceae. The coding region runs from base 1 to 207 and encodes 68 amino acids.
AUGACUAACAAGCUGACGCGGGCCCAGUACCUCGAUGAGGUGACUUGGACCACCAAGAGCUGGCUGGGGCUGCAGAAGCAGCGCAUCUCAGUCGUUCUUCACUCACACACGGCCAUCGCAGAGCAGGUCGUGAAUGAGCUUGCCUGUGGCGGGGGUGGGCGGGUGCACGGAGCUAAGUGCCUCGCCACCCUCGCAGGAGUCGCUUAG